Coturnix japonica (Japanese quail) is the source of this 3002-nucleotide messenger RNA. RefSeq names its product caveolae associated protein 2 (gene CAVIN2). Gene Ontology annotation, cellular component: cytoplasm; caveola. Gene Ontology annotation, molecular function: protein kinase C binding. NCBI's taxonomy places the organism in Eukaryota, Metazoa, Chordata, Aves, Galliformes, Phasianidae. The record is from RefSeq and is a predicted model, not a curated record.
CCGCGGGCGGCGGCUCCUGCCGGGGCAGCCAUGGGGGAGGCGGCGGGGGGCAGCGCGGUGCCGCCGCCGGCGGAGGCUGCGGGCGGAGGGCAGCAGGUGAACGCCCUGACCGUGCUGGCCCUGCUGGAGAAGCUGGUGUCCAUGCUGGAGUCGGUGGAAGGGCAGCAGAGGCAGAUGGAGCAGAGGCAGCGGGGGCUGGAAGGGGCGGUGAAGGGCAUCCAGGGGGACCUGGGCAAGCUGUGCCGCAGCCACGGGGCUACGGGGGCAGCGGUGGAGAAGCUGCUGGAGAAGUCGCAGAAGGUGUGUGCGCACACCCGCGCCGUGCGCGAGCGGCUCGAAAGGCAAUGCGCGCAAGUACGGCGUUUGGAACAGCACCACGCGCAGCUCCUGCGCAGGGAGCGCUUCAAAGUGCUCAUCUUCCAGGAGGAAAAUGAGAUCCCUGCCAGCGUUUUUGCAAAAGAGCCCAUUCCCAGCAUCACAGAAGGAAAGGAAGAGCCCAUGGAUGAGAACAAAACACUGGAAGAAACCUUGCAUACGGUGGAAUUGUCUUCGGAGGAUGACAUACAUCUUGAAGAUGAUGCGGGUGACAGCGCAGACGAGAAAGCAGAAGAGUCCAGAGCUGAGAAAAUUAAAAGGACCGGCCUGAAGAAGGUGGACAGCCUCAAGAAAGCGUUCUCCCGCCAAAACAUCGAGAAAAAGAUGAACAAGAUCAGCACAAAGAUCGUUUCACCUGAACGGAGAGAGAAGAUUAAGAAAUCCCUUACAGCGCACCAUCAGAAAUCCUCCUCUUCCAAGAGUUCGCCUUUCAAAGUUCCACUCACGUUCAACGUGAAGAAAUCCCGUGAAGGAGAAAGCCCCGCUGAAGCUGAAGACAGACCAGCAGAUACAGCGAGCACUGACCAGGCCGAGAAUGAGGAGGAGAUGUCUUUUGCCGACAUGCACUCAGAGAUGACCCCCACCACGUCUCUGGCUGAGGAGAGCAAAGCGGUCAUUGAUUCUUUGGAGAAAGAAGCCAGGGUGGAAGCUGCUGCUGCAACAAACAACAGCAUUGAGCUGUCCAUCGUUGAGGAUGAUGAAGAGUACGGGAUGCCUCUCGAAGACUCCGAACAGAAACUGUAUGAUGAAAAGAGCAAACCAGUCAGUGGGGAAAUGGAAGAAUCUGAUGAAGAAACAACCCGAGCAGCUGUUCUGCAGAUAGACCAAACGGCCUAAGUCAUCAGAGCCGUCCUUCAGCUUCCACGUGCCCGCGGUUUUGCCUAGGUGAAAGACUGGUUUCUGCUACACGUGUGGUAGUGGUGUUUAAGUUUCUUCCGGCCUUCUCUCUGCAAUGAUAAUUUACCACACUGUAUUGGAACGCAGAGGGAACGCAGCCAACAACUCGGGCUGGAGCGCACUCCAAUUUUUAGGCCAGUCCUCUGGUAUUCAUUAACGUAGAGAUAUUGUCAGCUGGCAUAAGAGACUAACAAGAAAAAAGUAUAUGUCUGGCAGGAGAAAGCUGCUCGGCUGGCUUUCUUCUAGGUAGGUCAGAGAAAUGCAGGGAGAGUAAUCAAAGCCCUGUUAUACUUCUGUUUGCCUCUCUCAGAAUAUUUAGCACUCUGAGUAAUUUGGUAUGUAAGUUUGGAAAUACCAAUGAGAGCCCUUGAGCGUGGUUUCUUUGCUAUGCUUCGUGAAUGUUGGCGGGCUCUGCAGCUGCAUGCUCGCACAGCUGGUGUGGAGCUUUGCUCCCUGACUUUGCAAGGCCAGAAGAGCAGAGUACAUAGCAAAACCGAAAUGUCUGCUCCAUCAGCCUCUACGGGCUCAGGUAUUUUGUCAUGAGUUUCUCGCUUAGAAGAAACAACCAUUUUUAUGUGGAAAUGAAAAGAUGUAUUUCAACCUACCCAAGUUACUGAAACACAUUAGUGACAGGCGUGAAUGUGUAAUCGGCUGCUGUACCUUUAAUGGUUGGUAAUAGCUAAAAGAAGAAGAGAGAGUUUGAUGGAAACAAUAGAAACACAGAGAUAGUCUGAAGUAUGAAAUGCUAUGAAAUGUUAAAACAAAAGGGGAGGGGGCGGGGAGAAAAAAUAAAAGCCCGCUAUAUCACAUCUAUACUUCCAGCUUAAGGAAUAUAUACACUGAUUAAUUAAUUCUUAAUCCUUGUAACAAUAUGCUAUUAAACUUUGCACCUGCACAACUUUGUAUCUCAGAGUAUUUUGGAAAUAGUAUAAUUUUUCUUCCUACAGAUUAUUUCAUAUAUAGAGUUAUAUCUACACAAAACAGAUAUUUACAGGGAUGUAAGGGCAACGCUUCAAAAAGGUGAAAACGCUUUUUUAGGCACGUCUCGAGGGAAAACCGUGUUAGGGACCGAAUAGGAGGACAGGCAUGAGUUUACAUAAGAAUGAGUCUGCAAAGGCAUGAGGUUUUUAUUCUCUGCUAAUAACACAGCUCAGGAUCACCUCCGUGCUCUCAAAAUCGGAUACCUAGUUGUUUCAAAAUCUGUGGACAGCAAGUGUCUCCAUAGCAGCCCAUUCUCUGUAAACGUUCAUUUCUGUCACUUUGCAAAGGUAAAGGUGUGGUGAAGACAGGGAAGCACGGCACCCACAACAGCCGCCUUACAUCCUUGUUUGUUUAUGCAGUGGGUUAUCUUUUUAUAUAUAUACAAACGUGAUUCUACCGACGCUUAAUGUUGCACUAAAAAAGGUUGCUUCCUUCAACUUGUACUUAGAAUCACUAGUUAUGGGGGAAAUAAAAACUACAGCAAAAAUGCCAUUUUGACAUGUUUAGCAGAUACUGUUCCAUGGGGGUGGCAUCUGCGACCGGUAAAUCACACUGGAAAUCAGUCGGUAAGAGCUUACUGCAGGCAAGUACCGUUAGAAAUUAAGCUCUGAAGUAUACAGCAUCAUAGAGGAGAUACUGUUUGCAAUAAGUAUUGUGGCUUCAUUUGUAUUUUGUAUUAACUACAGUGGAUUUUCAAUGUUUUUACUUGUAACUAACAAUAAAAUGACAAAUAAAAGCAUAAAUUGAAA